Messenger RNA from Cydia fagiglandana, 492 nucleotides. RefSeq lists its product as uncharacterized. Gene Ontology annotation, biological process: sensory perception of taste. The record is from RefSeq and is a predicted model, not a curated record. Lineage: Eukaryota; Metazoa; Arthropoda; Insecta; Lepidoptera; Tortricidae. The transcript has 3 exons. Gene Ontology annotation, cellular component: membrane. The coding region runs from base 1 to 492 and encodes 163 amino acids.
AUGUCACUGAGCCACCAAACUAAAGUGAUAGCUCCAAAAAUAGACGAAUUGACAUUCAAGAGUGUUAUUUUGGAGUCUCAAAAUUGUCAAAUGAAGAAACUGAUGGACCUUUACUGUACGAUAAUCAACGCGUACGACAUACUCAUUGAUGCUAUCAAGUGGCAGAGACCUUUCUACAACGUGGCGAUAGAGUCGGCGUUCCACUGUAUCCGGCUGUUCCCGCUGUUCGCUCCGUGCGUCUUCGCCGAUCAGAUCCAGGAGGAGGUGCGCCGCUUGAGAGAGCUGCUGGCUUCUAGGCUCUACGAGAAUAAACUAAACAAGCCGGGACGCAACGUGGCGCGGGCGCUGCUGUCCCUGACGGAGGCGCGCGACUUGUCCUUCUCGCUGCUGCAAAUCUUCGACAUCGACAUCUCUCUCCCUUUCAAAUUCAUGGGGCUGCUCUUGACUUACCUUAUCAUACUGUUGCAGUUCGAAAAAGUUAUUAAUCCCUGA